Messenger RNA from Aphidius gifuensis, 3569 nucleotides. RefSeq names its product two pore calcium channel protein 1-like (gene Tpcn1). Gene Ontology annotation, biological process: transmembrane transport; monoatomic ion transport. Gene Ontology annotation, cellular component: lysosomal membrane; endosome membrane. The transcript is spliced from 11 exons. NCBI's taxonomy places the organism in Eukaryota, Metazoa, Arthropoda, Insecta, Hymenoptera, Braconidae. The record is from RefSeq and is a predicted model, not a curated record. Gene Ontology annotation, molecular function: voltage-gated channel activity; monoatomic ion channel activity. The coding region runs from base 455 to 3004 and encodes 849 amino acids.
UUUUUUUAAUAUACUUAAAUUAAAAAAAAGCAAUAUACAAUUUUCUGCGCAGCCUCGAAUUGAACUGUCUCUCCCACCUACCCACCCACUUACCCACCUUCCCUACCAAGUGUAUUUUAUAUUAUGGAUAAAUAACAAAAGUAAAAUAUAUACACUUUAUAAUAAAAAUUUAUUACAGGACAUAGGAUUGACUGACAAUAAUGUUAUUAAGAUAAAAUAGAAAAAUUAAAAAAAAUCUUGUAUAAAAAAUAGCUUAAAAUUUGAUUUUAAAAAUUGUUUAUUAAAGCUUUAAAAUUAAAUUACAUAAAAUUAUGUGUAAUAUAAUUAAAUAUAUUUUUUUCAAGUGAUAAAAAGUGAUUAGUUUAUUAUUGAUAACGGUAGUUUGUUUAGUGUGUUUUGGCUGCUGUCAAGCAGCUGAUUUAAAAUAACAAAUAAAAUCGAAAUUAAUUGUCAAAUGAUUUCGAACAACGAUGAGCCAAAUGUCAACAACUAUCAACGUUUCGAUAUUAAUAUUAGACAAAAUUUUGAUGAUGAUAGAUAUGGUGCAAGCUCCAACUAUGGAACAAUUUUGUCAUCUUCAGACACACGUUUGAGAAUGACACAAAGAGAUGAUACAACAACUGGUCAAGAUACAGCAUCAUCACCUGGUGAAUUUUAUCAACAUCAGUCAAGAAGUUUUGAUGGUGAUGAACUCACAGAAAAUUCAAUCUUUGCAAGACAAUCAUCAGGGAUGGUUGAUGCUGAAAUGUACUGGGAGAUGAAUUAUCAUGAGGCAGCAAUAUUCUUAGAAGAAGGAAGAAAUAAUGAAAAAUUUGAUUCACAUCCAAGACAUCCAGAGGAUUUACCAGCUUAUUUAUUAGUUCAUAACAGUUGGUAUUAUGGUCUUGAUCUAUUGACAUCAUUAAUUUUACUCGUAUUAGCAUUUGUUGAAGAACCAGCUGUGGCACUUUUUCAAUUUCCAGUUUGGGCACAUGGAUCAAUUGAAUUACUGGCAUUAAUAACAAUCGGUGUUGAAUUAUCAUUAAAAUUACGAUGGAUUGGAUGGGGAACAAUACUAAAACACAAACGAACAAUGUUAAAGUGCAUUACCCUCGCUAUCAUGUUUCUCGAAGCAAUCAUUGUAGUAAUACGACAAUCAUCACAUUUUCGUGUAACAAGAGCACUUCGUCCAAUAUUUCUUGUUGAUACAAAAUACUGUGGUGGUGUUAGACGUUUUAUACGUCAAAUAUUACAAACAUUACCACCAAUUAUUGAUAUGCUUGGAUUAUUAUUAUUUUUUAUUGUAACAUAUAUGAUACUUGGUUAUUUUAUGUUCUCUGAAACAAAUAGAAAUUUCGAAACACUUCAAGAUUCAUUUGUCAGUUUAUUUGUACUUUUAACAACAGCAAAUUUUCCUGAUGUUAUGAUGCCAUCAUAUUCACGUAGUAAAUGGUACGGAAUAUAUUUUGUAACUUAUUUAUGUACAAUGUUGUACGUUAUGAUGAAUUUAAUGUUGGCUGUUGUUAAUGAAACAUUUACAUCAGCUGAACGUGAUAAAUUUAAAAAACUAUUUUUACAUAAACGUAAAGCAUGUCAGCAUGCAUUCAAGUUACUUGUAUCAAAACAAAAUCCAAAUAAAAUGAGAUUUCGUCAAUUUGAAGGAUUAAUGCGUUAUUAUGCACCAAAUAAAAGUACACUUGAUGUUAUAUUGAUGUUUGUACAUAUGAAUAAUUCAGGAAGUGGUUCAUUGAGUGGUGAAGAAUUUUUAUCUGUUUAUGAAAGUACAACAUUACAAUGGGAACAACAAUAUACUGGUGUACCAUGGUAUCAUGCUGCUUGGCAACCAUUACAAAUGUUAUGUACUGGUGCUCAUAAAUUUAUUGAAUGGCCAUAUUUUGAAUCAAUUGUUUAUGCAACAAUUAUUGGAAAUGGAAUUGGAAUGGUAGUACGUUUAUUUCAACCAUCAGAUAAUCAAAUUGAAGCUGCACAAAAAUUUGCAGCAAGCUGGGAUACAAUACUAUUUGGUGGAUUGUUUGUUACAGAGGCAAUCGUUAAAGUGCUGGGUCUCGGUAUGAGAAGAUAUUUAAGUUCUGGAUGGAAUUUAUUUGAUCUUGGUGCAUCAAUAAUGACACUAGUUGCAGCAUGUGGUUUAACAUUAUUUUCACGUGCAACAUUUUUUGUAAUAUUUCGUCCAUUACGUAUGUUACGUUUAUUUAAAAUGAAAAAACGUUAUCGUGAUGUUUUUGGUACACUUGUUAUAAUAUCACCAUUAAUGUGUUCAACAGCAAUUGUCAUGUUAAUACUAUAUUAUUUUUUUGCAAUUAUUGGAAUGGAAAUGUUUGCUGGUUAUGACAUGAGAAAUUGUUGUAUAAAUACAACAGUUGAAGAUUUUUAUAAAUAUUCUGGUAAUGGAAGUACAGCACUUGGUUAUUAUUAUUUAAAUACAUUUGAUAAUUUAGUUGCAAGUUGUAUGACAUUAUUUGAAUUAACUGUUGUUAAUAAUUGGUUUAUACUUAUGAAUGCAUAUGCAUUUAAAGUUGGUCUUUAUACACGUCUUUAUUUUAUGAUAUUUUAUUUGAUAACAAUGAUUGUAUUGACAAUUGUUGUAUCAAGUUUUUUGGAAGCAUUUAGAUUUAGAAUUCAAUAUAAACGUUCAACAUCAAAACGUGAUGAGGAAAAAAUGCUACAUGAAGAAGUUGAAUUAAGAUGGGAUGAUUUACAAACAAUUGUUCAAGAUUUUCAGCUGUUGGAACACUUGAGAUUAUCAGUUCCAAUUAAUAAUACUGCAACGUAUAUUGGAUCUCGACCAAGAACACGAGAAGUAUUACAACGUCGUAUGUAUACAAAUGAAAUAAAUGAAUGGCUUAAUGAAGCUAGACUUGAAGAAAAAGACAAUGGAUCUGGUAUAAUAAGUAGCUUUGAUGAAAUUGGAGUUGAUGAUAAUGAAAUUGAUCCUGAACAAGUUAUUAUAACACGUGGUGGUAUAUCAAAUUAUCAAAAUGGCAUUACGACAAGUCCAAUGUGAUAAAUAAAAUUAUUCAACAUUCUACAAUAUUUAAUUUUUAAAUUUUAUAUAAAAUUUUUUGAUUAUUUAUUACUUAGAAUUUAAUGAAAAAAUAUCUACGUAAUAUUUAUAUACAUAGUAAAUUUUUUUAGUUAAUUUUUACCAAAGAGAAAAAAAUAAAAAAUAUCAGAGUAUUGAAAAUAAUGCAGCUAGUAGUUAUUUACAGCUAUUUAUUAUUUUUUGAUAAUAAUAAAAUUAAAUUUUUGUGUUAAUUUAAUUAGUCUGUAAUUAAUUUUAAUUAAUUUAAAAUCAUCAAAACAAGCACCAUAAAAUCAUUUUUUUAAAAAUAAAUAAAAAAAACAUUUUUCAUCAAAUCAUUACCAUUAAAAUUAUUAUUUAUUAAAAGUAGACAUAAUAAUUUAUAAAAAAAAAAAAAAAAAAAUUAUCAUUUUUUGUACAAAAAUGAAAGAAAAUAAUAAUAAAUUUGUUCAUGUUUUUACUCACAUUAAUUACCAUACUGUAGUUUAUUGUAAACAAAAAUAAAAAAUAAAAAUAAACGUGAUGUUAAGAGAAAAAAAAAAAAAAA